Molecule: messenger RNA, 1245 nt
Organism: Teleopsis dalmanni
Lineage: Eukaryota; Metazoa; Arthropoda; Insecta; Diptera; Diopsidae
Exons: 4
Coding region: 369-914 (181 amino acids)
Source: RefSeq, a predicted model, not a curated record
UAUAAAAAAUUUAAUUAAUGAAAGAAGAAACAAUUGCAAAAAUAUAACAAACAUGAUUUUAGCUUAUAGAAGUCUAUCAAAAGACCACGCCGUUUUUAUAAUGAAUUGGUUUUGAUGAAUCAAAUAUCACAAUACCAACUCUUCCAGUCAAAACCUCGCUUCAAAAUCUUAAAUCUACAAAACUUAACUUUUAAGUUCCAUAUUAUCGUUAAGUUGUUUUGUCGAAUGAGCAAAAGGAGUUUGAUUUACAUACUAAAAGUCGCUUAAAAAAAACAAGACGCUUAUCUAAGACAAGUGUAAAAAGUAAACAGCAAUUAAAUGGCAAAAAUGGAAGUUCCAAGAAUUCACGCAAUGACAUAAAAGACUUAAUGGACUCAGUAUCUAAAAAAAAAUGUAACACGUACCCAGAAUAUUCACAACAAUAUCAGAGCAAAAGGCAGGCCAAUGCCGACAAGAAGGACAAAUUAGAUGACUGUAUUGAUCAUAAUUUUCAAUCAAGCCAAGAUGGUUUAUUAAACAAUUGCAAUACCCAACGUAUUACAAUAUCAACUACACCUUUGCCCUGCGAUGAUCAAAAUGUUCACAAUUUUGAACAACAAGAAAGUUCUAUCAGUCUUCAUUCACACUCCGAUACAAGCAAAUUGCUGCAUACUCAAUCAAGCAAUAAAUUUCCAAGCUCAAUACUAAAUGGAAGAUCUAGUAACUCUGUUGUGAGCUUCGAGAGUGCAGUGAUAUCAUCUUUAUCUUCAGAAACAAAAUGUGCUAAUAAUGAAUCCAUGCCAGAAUUGUCUCCAGAUAUGUUUACUUCGGACAACAAACAUCACAUUUUUAAACACGAAAAACACGUUGAUGAAGUGAUUAAACAACUACAGAUUAUAAGUGAGAAAAUAGUUUUACAGCCUAAGAUAUAUUAAAUUUAGGUUAGUCUUUGGUACUUCAAGAGAAAUAUGUCCAGGGUUUAUUACUGAAUGAAAAACGAAAAUGUCAAGCAAGACUCUUCAUCAGAACUAAAACCGAAAAAAUAUGGAUAUUUGUUAUUUUGGGAAAGUUUUAUACUAUAGAUAUAAUUCUGAGACAGAUUGUCUAUCUGAGCAAUGCCAUUGUGAUUAAUUUUCUCGAGCAAAUCUGACUAAAAAAUUAAAUCGCAAGGAGAUUGCGAUGCGUACAAAAGCCGUAAUGACAUUACAUCCGAAUUGUCCGGGUCGGAUAUGUUUGCGACGCAUGUGCAAUUUUUGUGUCUUACAA